Homarus americanus (American lobster) is the source of this 1382-nucleotide messenger RNA. RefSeq names its product endocuticle structural glycoprotein ABD-5-like. NCBI's taxonomy places the organism in Eukaryota, Metazoa, Arthropoda, Malacostraca, Decapoda, Nephropidae. Gene Ontology annotation, cellular component: chitin-based extracellular matrix. The transcript has 3 exons. The coding region runs from base 255 to 614 and encodes 119 amino acids. The record is from RefSeq and is a predicted model, not a curated record. Gene Ontology annotation, molecular function: structural constituent of chitin-based larval cuticle.
UUUAGGGGCAGACAGGUGAGAGUAGACCGCCCGGAAGAGUGUCACAGGAGACACGCCCUCCACCAUUGCACCAACCCUGAGAAAGUGACUAACACGCUACUCAGCUUUGACACACGCAAAACACAGUCAUCAUCACCACUGCACGCGAGGACUGGGUGUGACUGGCGGGUGUGUGUGUGAGGGAGGUACAGUAUAUAGUGUGUGGGGCGACAGUGGUCAGCAUCACUCCCGCCCUCACCCACACCACAGCCAACAUGUCCCCUCUAAGCUGUCUCGUCGUAUUGGUGGUCGUGGUUGCCAUGACUACCGCCGAGCAGCGCGCCUCUUACGGUAACUCAGGAGGCAACAACGCCGAGAUACUGAAGGACGAGAGGACGCAGGACGGCUACGGCACGUACUCCUUCCAGUACGAGACCAGCGACGGCGUCACCCGGCACGAGUACGGCAGCCAGGAUGAUGGUCAGGUGACCAACGGCGGCUGGAGAUACACGUCCCCUGAGGGUCAGGUUGUGGACAUCACCUUCGUGGCCGACCACGGGGGCUACCAGCCCACGGGGGACGUCCUCCCCGUAGCCCCGGCCCUUCCCUACCAGCGGUCACAGCCGUACCACUGAGGCAGCUGUCCCUCCCGGGUUGAGGUGGCCCACCAGCUGCACCUUGUUCCUUCUGCUUGUCUGCCAGGCGGCCGUCCUCAGGAACACCUGGCUGAAGAUGCAGAAGACGUCACAUAUCUUAUAUCUGAAACACUGUGCAGGAAGUUGGUGGCGUGUGGGUUUAUUUCUAUUUUUCUUGAGCUGCGUCUUCCAUAUUCUUUGUUUAGAAAUUGUUCCUAAACAUGUAGCUAAGUAAUAUAGCACUUCACCUUAUGUUUCGUGUUAAACUUUUUCCUGUUUUUCCUUAUGCUAAGUCUUUAUGGUAGAUUAUUUUUUCUGUCAUGUAAAUUUCGUGUAAGUCUAGCAUCAGUCACUGUCAUACUUACACACUGUCAUGUUGAGGAACCAUUAGACCUCAGAGCCUGACUGAACUUCACAUCAUCAUUCCCUGCUCGAUAUGAAUCACAGUAUAUAUACGGAUUAUAAUAAAGAACGAAAUUCAUAAAGUCGGAUUCUGGAUUUGUCAGGCGCGACUUUUGGAUGUAAACAUUAAAUAAGAUUAUCGGCUUUAUACAUCCACCCGUUUCGUAUAUCAUUACUUUUCGUUCACUUUUAUCCUUUACGUACGUUUCCGUGUAUUUAGUGACUAUAUAUUUCUCUUGAUAUUUUUCUUUACUGUGCUUUACCCGUCGUUGUUGAGGUCUUAGCUUGUAAAAGACUAUAUGUAUGGUCUCUUGAGUGUAAUAGUCUGAUAACAGGUAAAAAAUAAAGAAAUUAUAAAAAACAAUA